AUGGACACCUUCAUUGUUGGAUAUGGUAAAGGGAAACAGAAUGUUGCGAUGGGUGAUAGAGAAUCAAUACUGGAUGUCAUUCCAGCUGAUAUGGUUGUGAACUCAGUCAUCGCGGGAAUGGUAACCCGUAGAAAUCGAUCUUCCCAUACAGCUAUUUACCAUAUUAGCUCCUCUAGGACGAAUCCACUAAAAAGUACUGAUCUUAUGCAAUUUUCCGCUGAAUACUUCAAGAAGAAUCCAUGGAUUAACGAAACAGGAACGCCAGUCAAAAUAUUAAAGUGGGCAAACUUGAUACUUUGCCAACAUUUGCAAGAGCUGCAUACAGACUUGGAAAGAAGGAUCAAUCUCGUCAUUCGACUAGCUGAACUCUACAAACCCUAUACAUUAUUCAAAGGAAUUUUCAAUGAUACCAAUGCUGAAAUGUUGCAAAUGGCAACAAGAGAAAGUAAUGCAGAUGAUACAUUUAAUUUUGAUCCAAGAACCAUUCAGUGGGAAAAAUACUUCAAGGAAAUUCGUAUUCCCGGAUUAGUGAAAUAUGUUUUCUAA
Molecule: messenger RNA, 546 nt
Organism: Nicotiana tabacum (common tobacco)
Lineage: Eukaryota; Viridiplantae; Streptophyta; Magnoliopsida; Solanales; Solanaceae
Source: RefSeq, a predicted model, not a curated record